This is a messenger RNA of Diabrotica balteata, 1094 nucleotides long. NCBI's taxonomy places the organism in Eukaryota, Metazoa, Arthropoda, Insecta, Coleoptera, Chrysomelidae. The record is from the annotation of a GenBank genome assembly.
GUGAAUUACCAUACUUGUACGUAGGUCUACAAAUUUUUUAAUAAAAUAACACUUAAUAAACAAUAUGCAUAUUUUGCAUCUGUUUUGCUUAUCUGUAGCUCAAUUAUUCAGUUUAUUUUAACUUUAGUGAAAUAAGUACAAAACAAGUUAAUUACUACACAAUCGCACAGAAAUAAGAAGACUAACAUCGUUAACAAAUUUCAAACUAGAAGAGAAUAUAAUAAAUAGUUUCAAAAUGGCUAUGGUAUUUCCUGAAUUAUUUGCAAAAAUGUCGUGCAACAAUGCAAAAAUUUCGAAGGUACUUCUAGACAAAUAUAAACAUUUAAUAAAUUUCGUAAAGAAUCCAUCAAUCCUAGAAUAUGGCUUUGCUGGUGGCGAAAAUUCGGAAUACAGUUUAAGGCCACUACUUCCGCAUGAUUAUAAAGAAUUUAUAGCAGUUGAUAUCUCAGAACCUAUGGUGGAACAUGCCAGAAAAAACGCGAAAAUUCCUCGAAGUAAAUUUUAUUGUUUAGAUACGUCAUCGCCAGACUUACCAGAAAUGUUUCAAAAUCGAUUUGAUAAUGUAUUCAGUUUUAUGACCAUUCAUUUAAUAAAAGAUCCAAGACAAACUUUCACUAACACAUUUAGGAUGCUCAAAGAUGGUGGUGAAACGUUUCAAACUUUCUAUAAGCACACUCCUUGUGACGAAGUUUUUGUAAAAUUAAGCCAGCAUCCUAAGUGGGGUAAGGAAAAAUAUAACCAAACAAAGAUGUUGCAUCCUUAUUACGAUAAACCAGAACCUAAAGAAUAUAUUACAGCAGAUCUAAAAGUAGCAGGUUUCAAGAAAAUUGAAUAUAUGGAAGAAAAAAUGUCGUAUAAUUUUGAAAACGAGGAACAGUUAAAAGGUUUAUACCUUUCUGUAAACACUACAUUACCACACAUUCCAGCUGAGGACCUUGAGGAAUAUAAGAAGGAAUAUUUACGCGAAGUUAGAAGUAUGUAUACCGUAUGUGAGCCAGUGAAUCAGCCAAAUCAUUUAGUAUUGCCGGUUGAGUUGACUGUUGUAUGGGCGAAAAAAGAGUAAAUUUAAAAAAUAAAUAUUACUUCUCUUUUAA